AUGUAUACCCUGUCACUCAGUAAAGGCACCGGACGGAACGACAACGUCUUCGGAGCAGUGGUCACGUACCGGCCUGCCGACGUGGCGGGGCGGAAGAGGAGCCGCAGCCUGCUGGCACCAAGCAACCGGAUCACCAUGUCCCAGGCUGAUACUGACCCCUUUGCUGACAUCAGCUCUCCCCCCACUGAGCCCCUUCACCCCGACCCUGGAUCCUGUCAGGAUGUCCCAGCAGCCUUUGCAUCGCCUCCAGCCUGUCUACAGCCUCCUCUGAUUCCUGAGAGUUUUAAUCUCCCGCGGUCCACCACUGAGGAGACGACCACAGAGGGCAUGACCACCGAGACUAACCCUUCAGAGGGUCCGACCGAACAACCAGGGCCUGCUGCUGAGGGCCAGGUGAUCAUAUGUGACCAACCAGAACCCGCCGCUGAGGGUCAGGUGAUCUUGUGUGACCAACCAGUGAGCCUGGAGCCAGACGCAGAGGCUGUAAAGGAGGAUGUGGAGAGCUCACUGCAGGAGACAGACAAAGGUUGGGGAGUUUGGAGUUCAUGGGGAAAAUCUCUUAUUAACAGUGCCACCUCUUCAGUGGGUCAGAGCCUGACCUCGGUUAAAACCAAGGCAGGAGAAGCUCUGCGCCUCCACAAGACCUCAGUAGGAGAGGAGGCGCGAGAAGAGGAGGAUGCAGUGGAGGAACAGAAGAAUGAUGGAGGAGAAGGUGGAGAUCCUGAGCUGUCCGUCUCUGCUGAGUCUCCUGCUAGCGCUGCAGCUCCUGGGAGGGGCGUCUUCUCUAGCAUCACACACGCUAUGCAGAACACAGGUAAGUCAGUGAUCAGUGGAGGUUUGGAUGCUUUGGAGUUCAUUGGAAAGAAGACCAUGACUGUUCUUGCUGAGAAUGACCCGGGUUUCAAAAAGACUAAGAUCCUGAUGCAGAAGACGGUGUCACUGAGUCAGAUGUUAAAGGAAGCCAAAGAGAAAGAACGGGCCCGCCUGGGCAACCAGCCAAUCAGUGUGCCCACAGCUCACUAUGGUAUUCUGUUUGACGACUACCAGGGCUUGUCACAUCUCGAGGCCCUGGAGAUCCUGUCCAAUGAGAGUGAGGCCAAGGUCCAAGCCUUCCUCUCCUCCCUGGUGGAAGAGGAGCAGGACGAGGUAAAGAAGGAGCUGAUCGUCAUUAAGAAUAUCUUCAUCAAGCGAGAGGAAGGUGAGGAAGAGGAAAAACAGGAAGAAGAAAAAGAAGAAGAAGGAGGAGAGAUGAAGGAUAACGGUGUUCUAAGUUCCCAAUUACACUGUUCAACCCCCCUAUCGGCCGACGGAGAGGAGUUUUUGAGCGUCCUCACUGAGCUGCUGUUUGAACUUCAUGUUGCUGCAACGCCAGACAAACUCAACAAGGCUCGAAUGAGGGCCCAGGAUUGGGUGAGCGAGGUGGAACAGCCUGUCACUACGGAGACGGUUGACAGGGAAACGCCACAGGACCAGCCAGCAGGAGAAGCCUUACCUGGAGAAAACGAAGUGGAGGAGGAGGAGGAGAAGAAAGACGGAGAAGAGCAUGUGGAGAAGAAGAGCGAGGGGGAGGAGGUGGAGGGAGGAGAGGAGGAAAAGAAGGAGAAAGAGAACGACCCCAGAUCUGUAGAGGCUGUCUACCUGUCAUCAGUCAGCAGUCUUGCAGAAGUGACGGCUCGCAGUAUCGAGCAGCUCCACAAGGUGGCAGAGCUCAUCCUCCAUGGCCAGGACCUGGAGAAACCAGCCAGAGACCAGGCACACAUCCUCACCAGGUUGACAUGUGCCAUGUGUAAGGAGGUGGAGUGUUUGGCCAAGAAGUUCUCUGAUACGCUGCUUCUUGUUGGGGGCCAAAGGAAAGCAGAGGAGUUGAAUCCGCUGGUAAACGAUGUGCUUUUAGAGGGCUCCAACAGUACCAACUACAUUGAGAAUGCAUUGCAGCUGCUGCUGCCCGUUCUGCAGAUCUCCCACAUCCAGAGCCAGCAAUGUCGCUCCAAUUCAGAACCAUCAGCGCAGACACAGCACUAACAGACACACACACACACACACACACACACACACACACACACACACACACACACACACUCGCCAAAUGCUCACCUGCUCGCCUUAAUGUAUCUAUUGUUGUACAGAAAGUAUAGAGAAUAGAUUAUUUCAGAUUAAGAGCUUUAAUCCACAUCCCAUGCCAUCGCUAAAGGCCAAAGAUGGUUUACACAUACGUAAUAUCAUUUUGAAGAUAACAGUUUAACAUAAUAGACACUUGUAAAAAUGACCCAUGUUUGACGUUAUUUUGACUCAGCAUAUAUUUUUCUUUGAGGACACUAACUGACUUGUUCAGAGCUUAUUCAAGCAAAGCUACUACUCAAUCUGAAAAAAGAUGUUUCUGUGUCGUCUCCAAAAACUGAACCAAAAAAAAACGAACUGUAUGAAGGGACUCUACGUUAAUUUAAGCUUUCUUUGCACUACUUAUGGUUCUUUGUGAUUUCAAUAUAAAUACCAUUGACUUACA
This is a messenger RNA of Notothenia coriiceps (black rockcod), 2503 nucleotides long. It is a transcript of the gene fam114a1, whose product is annotated as family with sequence similarity 114 member A1. The coding region runs from base 1 to 2022 and encodes 673 amino acids. The transcript has 14 exons. The record is from RefSeq and is a predicted model, not a curated record. NCBI's taxonomy places the organism in Eukaryota, Metazoa, Chordata, Actinopteri, Perciformes, Nototheniidae.